AAAGUAAUAGUCAGCGGCGUGCGAUCGCUUGCAAAAUCGCCCCGAAAUCGAAUCGAAUCGACGAAGCCUUUAAUUUAAGCGAAAACUCUAUAUGUAUGUGUGUGUGUAUGUGUGCGUAUAUUUUGUGUUACGCUAUUUAGUUUUCCCUUGCGGCGGUUUUUAGCUUUACGUUGCACGCGCAACAAGCAUGUGAAGCAUGUUACUAUUUUACGUUUAUAACACAUUUGCAAAGCGAAUCACACAACCGGAAGCGCGCGUAGCUGGCCGGCCUUAUUUAUUUACGUUAGUCUCAGGUGUCUCUAAUCACACACACACAAGUAACACGCCAAGUAUUAACACGGGCAUAAGGAUGCAUUUCAAGAAUCGAUCUUAGGUCUGGUCCUGUCAGCGCGAUUUAACACACUUCACUCGCGAAGUGUCGCCUAAUGUAAGCUCGCGUGUACACCAAUCGAAAGUGUAAUGCUGUAAGAGGGGGUGUCUCGAAAUAAAGUGUACUACCAGCAUUGGUCGCUUUUUUGGUUGCCACCUGUACCCGACUAUUCGCACGCACAGUUUCGCUUCUACUCGCUCUGUUUACCGCCUGCCUUGGGCGGCCGAGAGAGCAACAUAUUUAGAACAAUUUGUACAGCUGUCCCGGAAAGUGCCGCAGGCAUGCGGCAUGUGUGCGCGCGCGUGCGUGUGUGUUGUGCAAGAGAUCGGCACAGAUUGUGGUAUAAAUCAGUUCAUCCGUAUAAAUUUGCGCUAUGAUACGGGAUGAUGGCGCCGUUGCUGCAGCUAAUCGUUGUUGCCGCGAUCGCUCGGGUAGGAGUGCUGGGGCGUGAAGCCGCACCACCACCAGCACGUGCCACCGGGCGCAUUAUUGGUGGCUGGAAGGUAUACAUCGGCCAGUUUCCCUAUCAACUGUCCCUCGAGUACGAUGGAUAUCACAUUUGUGGAGCAUCGGCAGUGGCUCCCCGGCUGGCACUUACCGCUGGCCAUUGCUGUAUCGGAACGAACGAAACGGAUCUCACUGUCCGAGGAGGAACCUCGACGCUAGAAGAGGGAGGAAUAGUGUUCCCGGUGAUGAAGCUGGUCAUACAUCCGGACUACGACGAUUCGAAUCUAGACUUUGACGUGUGUGUUUUGCGGAUUGGUGGAACGUUUCAGAAUAAGCCCAACAUUGGCAUCAUACAGCCUACCAGCAGUGGAACGAUUCCGAGCGGCGAGCUAGCCAUCGUUACUGGCUGGGGAGCGACAGAAUCGAAUGGCAACUUCGUGUCGAAUCUGCGAUCGCUGGCGGUGAAAGUUUGGUCCGCGAAGGAUUGCACAGACCAGGCAUCGAAUUAUGUGACCCUCUCCGGAAGCAUGAUGUGCGCUGGCAGCGUCGGACGCUCGUUUUGCGUCGGAGAUAGCGGAGGUCCCUUGGUGUACGACCAGCGGCAAAUAGGCAUCGUAUCGUUCCUCAUAAACGAGUGUGGAGGCACCGCACCGGCCAUCUACACCCGGCUUUCCAACAGAAGCGUGAGAGACUUUAUUAGACAGCAGAUAAACAACGAUCAGCGGCGCAUGUCGCUGGCGGCGAACGGUUGAAAGACAUAGAAAGACACGCGCCACAUGGCGGAUGUUUUCAAAUUCA
This is a messenger RNA of Anopheles merus, 1615 nucleotides long. Its product is annotated as trypsin 3A1-like. Gene Ontology annotation, biological process: proteolysis. Gene Ontology annotation, molecular function: serine-type endopeptidase activity. The transcript has 3 exons. Lineage: Eukaryota; Metazoa; Arthropoda; Insecta; Diptera; Culicidae. The coding region runs from base 754 to 1569 and encodes 271 amino acids. The record is from RefSeq and is a predicted model, not a curated record.